CAGGCUAUGGCAUGAUGCGUAAAAAGAGCGUAAGGAACAAGCAAUCUCGUGCCGCAUCUUAUGAAAGGAUGGUCUAGAAAAGCAUUUUGAGUGGUUUAUUUCUCCUAACUGAGCCUUUCUGAUGUGAAGGAAAUUAUUUUUAGAGAUCAAAAUAUUGAACAUAUGCAAACAAAACUAUCAAAUAUAUUGGAAGCCUCACGGAUGAUCGCAUCAAGGCGACCUCCCAGCUGGAAAGAUGGAUUAGAAGUCAAGCUACUGCCGCCGUUAUAGGGAAAAAGAUCUAGUUUGGAAUGAAGAAGAUUAAGGGGAAGCUGGUGAAGCGCACCUCACAGACUCAACUUCAAGUAAAUCCACCUAGUGAAGAUGAUGCUUGGACUAAAUAUGAUGAACGGCUCAUUGAAUGUGUGGUGAAUGGAGAUGUAGAAAAACUCAAGACUACUCUUGCAAAAAAGGGGACAUCAGCGAUAAAGUUGGGACCAAAUGGGACAACAGCUCUUCACACAGCAUGUGAGAAAGGAAAUGUUGAGUGUUUGGAGGUGUUACUGGGAGAACAACCAGACCUAUCAUUUGUGAACAAAGCGGGCUGCAGUCCUCUCCAUGUGGCUGCAUAUUCUGGGAACACAGAAUGUGCAAAGAAAAUCUUAGAACACAAGGUCCAUGUUGGAACUCAGGAUGGUAAAAAAAUGACUGCACUUCACCAUGCGGCUGCCAAAGGUCAUAAAGAAUGUGUUGAACUUCUUCUUAACAACAAAGCUUCUCUUAAUGGCAAAGACAAGGAUGGAAGAACUCCUUUAUUGAUGGCUAUACAAGGUGCACAUGAAGAUGUUGUCAAGUUAUUACUUGACAGAGGAGCAAAGGUUAACAUAGCAGACAAUUCUAAAAAGACAGCACUUAUGUAUGCAUCACUUCUGGGGCUUUCCAUUACUGUAGAGAUGUUACUAAAAAGGGGUGCUAAUCCACAACUGACUGACAGUAAUGGUCAUACAGCUGAGGAGUUUGCUCGCUUGUGUAAUUACCAAGAUAUCAUUGACCUUAUGCACAGUGCUCCAUCUGUUGCAAUGUGGGAUGCAGGGGAAACCUCAGAGGAUAAUGAACCGGAUGAAGAGGAUUCAGUUGUUCCAAAUGGUGAGUUAAUAACAGAGUUCAGCAGUUUGGAAGAAUCAGAGACAGAGGUAACUGUUUCACUGCACCAUGAAACAGUUUCAAGUACCACUGGGGUUCCAAGCUCAGUCAACAGUGGUAGUAUAUCACAACAGGAAUCCUUUUCAUCCAAGGCUUCAACAACGCUGUCCUCCCCAAGAGCAGCCAACCAAGAUCUGUCUCAAGAUAUCACGGAACUGGAAGAGGAAAAUGAAAUGCUAAACCAAGAAUUGAAUAAACUAAGAGUUCAACACCAGAAAACUCUAGAAAGGCUUCGUGGCCUUGAAGCCCAGCAAGAGAGCAAAGCACCAGUAGUGACAAAUCAUAUCAAUGGCCAUAUAGAGGAAGAAUUAUUAGAAGAAAAAGACAAAAAAAUACAGGAGCUAGAAAAAGAGGUUGAGAAAUUAAAGGAAGAUUUAACAAAUGAGGAAGAGUCCAGAUGUGAAGCUGAGCAAGAAGUAGAGAAUCUCAAAGCUCAAGUGGCAACAUUCCAGGAUGAAAAUCAGGGUGAAUUUAACUCCAGUGAAACUGAUGAUGAUAUUGAUUUACCAGGUGUUGAUCAGAACUGGGAUUCAAAGAACAACAACAAGCUCUCCAAAAAUGCACAGCCGGACCAACUCAUUUCACUGCAUGGUCAGGUCACAACUCUUAAACUUGAGAAUGAAAUGCUAAAAGAGCAACUCCAGCGGCAUUCUCGAGUCAAUGGAGAUUUGAUUGAUAGCCGGGUCGAUCGCGACAUACCCACAAUUCCACUGACAGUUUAUCAGCAGCUCAAGGAAUCAAAUGAAGACGAAAUAUUUAAGUUGACGGAAGAAUUGGAAGAGCUCAAGAUAACAAAUGAAUCCCUUCAAAAGUCAAUCGCCAACAGUGGAUCAUGUCCUCAAUGCGGUCAGCUCAAAACCAAGUCGGGAAAUUCAUCAAAUAAUACAACAGAACAGCGAUUGAUUGCAGAGUUAAAGGAGCUCGAGCAUCAAUUUCAGGAGGCUGAAAGAGAAUACAGAGAGACUAUAAACAUGUACAGACUACAACUUCUAAAUGCAAGCCAGCUUGAAAUGGACCCUGAGAUACAAGAAGUUCUUCAAAUGAUCGUUAGGUUAAGAAGCAGUGAACAGUUUUGCUAAAGAAUUACCUGCUGUGUAUAAGCAAAGAAAGGUUCCUAUCAUUAAAUACGAGGACCUGCAGUUGAAGUACUUCCGAAAUAGAGAUAAUUUAAGUCCGUUGAAAUGAGUUUUGCGAUGAAAGAAGCAUUUAUCAUACCAAAUUCUUCUCAAUUUAUGCAAAGAGAACUUAGUCUAUAUCAGAUAGUGUCAUAUAUUUAUUUAUUUGUAAGAAUUAUUCUAGUGUACGUUUUUUUUAAAAACUUUUUGUUUCAGUCCUCUCGCGGCUCCGGCGUUAAACGCAACAUGGCGCCGCAAACCUGCGUACGCCGGAAGUUUAAAGCUUAGUUUUAGUUUGAAGGCUAACUAUAAGAUAAACGAAUAUAAUUGUCUCAAGUGCUAGCACUUUUUUCUACCAGCAGUAUGGUUUUCAAAAGAGGAGACACUGUACAGUGGAAUUUUUAUAUUUCGCAGUUUUCAACUAUCUUAAUUGGUUGAAUUGGUAUUUUGUAAGAUAUUUCAUACCUUUCGUCAAGUUUCCAUUUUAUUUUAGAGCAAAUUUUUAUUUUAAACGUUCGUGCGGAUUUUGUAUUUACCAAUCUCUUGUACAUUACAAAACAAAUGACCUGUUC
Pocillopora verrucosa is the source of this 2869-nucleotide messenger RNA. RefSeq names its product ankyrin repeat domain-containing protein 24-like. Lineage: Eukaryota; Metazoa; Cnidaria; Anthozoa; Scleractinia; Pocilloporidae. The record is from RefSeq and is a predicted model, not a curated record. Gene Ontology annotation, molecular function: protein binding.